AUGGAUUCUUCCCAUAAUAUUGGAAAAAACGAGGAAUUAGAUAGUGAUUCAGAGAAUUAUAGCUCAAAUAAUUAUUCACACAGUAGCGAAUGUUAUAAUGGUAUUGAAAAUGUGGAAUCUGAUAGCAGGUGUGUGUCGGAAUCCGAGGAAAUAUUUGAAAUGUUCUCAAAGGGAGUAACUGAGAAUGAUUUCAAUGAAUUUUGCGAAUUAUUCUCAAAAAAGGUGUUUAAAUCAAACUCAGAAUCAUGUUACACAGAAAAUAAAUCAGGAGAUGAAAUAGGAACUGAUUUAAACUAUAGUGAUGAAAAGUUUUAUGAAUAUAGUUACUCGGACCCCGAGUCGCAGGAGUUGCUCUGGGAAAGCUUGGAGUGGUUUGUUAACGUCCUAGAAGAAUUAAAUCAGUUUCAAUCACUAGGAUUCGGAGUGACGUUUCUGAUGAGUAAAUUGAAGGUGUUGGUUGAGAAAGUAAAGGAAAAUGAAUCACCGAAAGUAUCGCAAAACUUAGAGUACUCGAAGAACAUGGAGAAUAUAAGAAGGUGGAUAGAUUUCAUAAAUGUGUUCAGAGACGCAAAUAACUCGAUAUACACAACGUACACGCUGCUGGAGAUCAUGGAGAUGAAGCUGGCACACAUCAAGUGUAAGCUGAUAAGAAUGCUGCAGCUGAAACAAAGCAAUAAGUGGAAGCUGAUGGGAGCAAGCAUGGGAAUGUCAAGUCCACGGUCGAGUUCACAGGACCACGUCGAGAACACGCCGAUAAACACGCCCUCAAGCACGACGACGGUCAGUAGCGACAAGGGAGACGACGGUAUAUUGUGUGAAAUAUGGGACGAACAGCUGAAGAAGAUGCAACUACUAGUGUUUAACAAGUUUAGACACUACCUAAUAAAUGUAAUAGAGCAGCUUAGGCAGCUGUAUCCGAGUUGUAACUACUACCAAAUGAUACAGUUUAUAGUGUAUAGUGAUCUGAAAGUACAAGUUAUAGGAGGAGAUGACGCUGGUAACACCAAUGGUGAUAGUGACGUUAGUAAUUUCAAUGAUGGCAAUGAUGAUAUAAAAAAUGAUAUCAAUGAAGUAUAUAAAGACACAGAGGAGAUUUUGAAGAAUUUGGAAAAAUAUUAUUCGUCGAGGAACAUGAAUGAAGAAAAGGUUGAAAGUUAUGUGAAAAGAAUAGUGGACUUGAAUAGAAGACUGAUACCGAAGUUUGUGAAGAUAAAUAGUAAGUUGCCAAUAUACUACGAAGGGUACCUGAACGCAUUGGUGUGUAACAACAUACAGGACGGAGUGUUCCAGUUGAUAUCAUCUAAUGAACAAGGUAACUACAAGGAAGGGCACAAGGAAAAGGAAAAUUAUAGUGAAGAAGGAUUGGAAUAUAAAAGUUGGAUGCAAAAAAUAAGUGUAGUUAAGCUGCUGAGUAAGACGAAUUUGGAAGUAGUAGAUGUGGUGAGGUGCUCAUUUAACGGAGAAAGAAAGUUGGUAGUAUUUACGCAAGGGUCAAUGAGGGAUCUGUUUAGUACGAGCGGUAGCAUGGGAGGAAGUAGCUACAAGGACUACAAAGAGACGUACAAGGAGUUGUACAGGGACAGCAUAAUCAUAAAGAAUGACAAGGAGCAGGGAGCGGAAGGAGACGAUGAGAUAUCAAGUAGCAUAUACUUCUGCACCGAUAACCUGAACGAAGUGGCAAACAGAGAAAUCGAAAAGGUGAUGAUAAGCAUGCUCCCGAACUUUAAUUGGUACCCGAAGUUUAUGAAGUACCAGCACAACUAUCAGAGUAGGCAGACCGACCACAACUACAGGACGGAGUACGAAUUUGAAAACAUAGACGAGGAGGUGAGAGAAGGAGCAGGAACGGACUACAUAGAGUACAAGAGUCUGGAGGAGAAGAUAUGGUCGAACAGGCUUAACAUGUUCAACAGCGUAAACGAAAGAAACAUAAGGAACAUGCUGCUGGGAAGAAACAACAACUUGGCAAAAAGAGUCGAGUACGAGUCGACAAACCUGUUGGUUAAUAAUAAGGUGCCAUUUAAGGUACUGCUGGACUACAAUAACUACAUACCAAUCAAGUACACGUAUAACGAGCCGGAUAGUAGCAAAGAGGAGUGUGAAAAGGGGAAUGGCAGAAGCAAUAGUAGUGGAACCAGUGGAACCAGUGGUGACAGUGAUAAUAAAAAAAAUAAUGCAGACGACGACAAUGAUUGGAUAAUAAGGUUAUUCAACAGUAAUACAAAUAAAAUAUUUAAAAGUAGAUGCAUAGAUAUAGAGGUGGAAAGUGACCUGUUCCCAGGAUUUUACCUGUUCAACAACUAUAAAUUAAACUGCUUUAUACUGCCGAUACACGAAAAAAGGUUCCAAACACAGGAGACGUUUCAAAAUUUUAGUAAAAUGGUACAGAAUAAAAUAGACUUGAUAUACCCACCGUAUCUACAGCAGGUGAAUAAAAUAAUGAGUGAUUCUAGCAACGGUAAUAGUUGCAACAGUGGUAACAGUAGCAAAGAUGAAUUGGGUGGUAAAUUCACAGGCAAUUACGGAGAUUUUUUCACAACCUAUCACACUAAUUUGAUAGUAGGAAGCAAGGAUAAGAUGAUAAUCAACCUGGUGUUUCACCUGGUCUGCUGCGACACGAGCAUGGACGACGACGUGAACCCAAUCGAGUACGCAGAGGACACGGAGGUGAUACUGAAUCACGUAAAGAAGAUGGAACCGGUGUUUAACGGGCUGAGCAGAAUACUGGCAACAUGUAGCAGGAGGAACAUACAGACGAUACACCUGCCAGCGUCGCUGAAGUGCUGCUACAAAGUUAACCAGUACAACAGCAGCGCAAUCCAGGGGGACUUUCAAGCACACGCAACCAGUAGAGGCAGCCACCUGAACACCCAGUUGAGUCUCGGGACUGGCGCGGGCAGCAAGGAGGGAGUUCUCGAGUGCAACCACGACUACGUGAGGUGCCUGGCGGUGGUGUCGCACCUGGCCUCGCUACUGAACAAGAACAAGUGCGCGGUAAACAACAUCAACCUGAUCUUCCCGCAGCACCUGAAGCGGACGCUACUGCCGAAGACGGCAGCAAACAUAUUCACGACCAGAGUGAACAUGUUCUGA
Molecule: messenger RNA, 3093 nt
Organism: Theileria orientalis strain Shintoku
Lineage: Eukaryota; Apicomplexa; Aconoidasida; Piroplasmida; Theileriidae
Exons: 3
Coding region: 1-3093 (1030 amino acids)
Source: RefSeq, a predicted model, not a curated record